GGGUCCCAGUGGAGCCCGCGCGUGGACGGGCGCGGCGUCGGGAGCUUUGCCGGCCAGGAGCGCGCAGUGCGUUUCCCCGGAAGGCUCUGCCCGCAUCACCGCUCCAUCCAUCACCUGUUGGCUAUCACAGCGACAGCCGCCCUUCUCAGUGGCGUGGCGUUUUAAGGACAGCCUGUUAAUGUCGUUUAUGGCCGGAGUCUGCCGCCGCUUCCUGCGCCCUCAGCUCCAAAUUUAAUAGUAUCUCAGGGGGAGAACGGUGGGGCGGGAAUCGGCCACCUUGGUAAAUUCUCGGAGAGCAGUGUGUCACUCAGCAAAACGUGUCACUCCGUUUUAACAGCCCCUCGCCCUUUGCAUUCAGAACAUUCUGUGCCUACAGUUGCCAUAUUGCACUGAUUGGGAAGGAAGAAGAAAUAUACUUGAACAAGUGCCUCCAAACGUGACCCCUGUUUCCGUCCACAGGGUUUCUGCUUCCUAACCUGGCUGUGAUUAUUGUGAUGGAACAAGGAAAAGAACUGUUGGUGGCAGAGUCUAAAGGGUUCACCAAGAGGGAGAAUGUGAAAGUCCUCUUUUCAGGAGACAAAAGUAGAAAUAAUAUGGGAACUGCACAACACAGUGAUCCUGAGGCAGAGAAACUCUGUCUUAGAGUUUCCAAGUGGUCUAAACGACAUGGACCACAGAAUAUUAAGAAUGAGGAUAUGAAAGAAACACUACUGGCAUGGUCCCAAGAAGAGGAGAUUUGGUGUCAUGAUUCCUGUGAGAAUGAUGGCAAGUCACAGUGUUGGGAAAAUACUAGAGGAAAAGAGAAAAAAUUUGACCACCAGGAAUGGGACCCAGGAGAACAUAAUAGUGUCUCUGUCCAGUGGAAUUCGUCCUCGGGAGAGAAACCCUACAAAUGUUUGGAAUGUUGGAAAAGCUUCAGUAAUAGUUCUCAUUUGCGUACUCACCAGAGGACCCACUCAGGAGAAAAGCCUUAUAAGUGCUCUGAGUGUGAGAAAUGCUUCUGCAAUAGUUCUCACCUGAUCCAGCAUCUGAGAACACACACAGGGGAGAAGCCCUACCAGUGUGGCGAGUGUGGGAAAAGCUUCAGCAACACCUCGCAUCUUAUUAUCCACGAGAGGACACACACGGGGGAGAAGCCCUACCAAUGUCCCGAGUGUGGGAAGAGUUUCAGUAGCAGCUCGCAUCUCAUUCAGCACCACAGAUCGCACACGGGUGAGAAGCCAUAUGAGUGUCCCAUCUGUGGAAAAGGCUUCAGUCACAGCUACGUCCUAAUAGAACAUCAGAGGACUCACACUGGAGAAAAGCCCUACAAGUGUCCUGACUGUGGAAAGAGCUUCAGUCAGAGUUCCAGCCUGAUCCGCCACCAGCGGACACACACAGGUGAGAAGCCCUACAAAUGUCCUGAGUGUGGAAAAGGCUUUGGUUGUAAUUCUACUCUAAUUAAGCAUCAGAGAAUCCAUACUGGAGAAAAACCCUAUACCUGUCCGGAAUGUGGCAAGAAUUUUAGUCGAAGCUCAAACCUUACAGCACACCAGAAGACGCACACAGGAGAGACGUCCUGUGGCAGUUCUGAAUGGGAAGAAAGUUUGCCUCCGGACUGCAGUGUGGUAGAAGAAUGCAGAGUCCAGCCGGGAGAGAAGCCAUAUAAAUGCUGUGAGUGUGGGAAGAGUUUCAGCCUUAGCUCCCACCUCAUCAGACAUCAGAGAACACACACAGGGGAGAAGCCGUACAGAUGUUCCGAGUGCUGGAAGACUUUCAGUCAGAGUUCCACCCUGGUGAUCCACCAAAGGACUCACACAGGAGAGAAACCUUAUAAAUGUCCUGAUUGUGGCGAGUGCUUCAGUCAAAGCUUUAACCUCAUCAGGCACCGAAGGACCCAUAUAGGAGAAAAACCUUACAAAUGUCCCGACUGUGAGAAAUGCUUCAGCAGAAGUGCCUACCUCAGUCAGCAUCGGAAAAUUCACGUGGAAAAGUCUCUUGAGUCUCCUGAUGUGGGGAGUUUCCUUCAUGAGUGGACGUGGAAAAGCUGUUCAGGGAAAAUGGCCCUCCUCCCCUCAUUUUCAGUCUCAAAUUCAUCUUCUGCUUGAGCCCCACAGGCGUUUUGGGGUCUGCCCCACCCUUAUUAGACCAUUACAAGGAAGGCAUUUGUGAUCAUUGUGCUUUAAAGUUUAUUCUGCGUGUUUGCCAAAAAGCCCAGAAAAAGUCAGCCUCCCAGUUUAAAGGAGGGAACACCCAGAUCCACUGGCUACCAGAUGACUGAAGAGGCCACUGAUGACUGAGGAGAAACUUUUGAAAUGUAAAGUGGGGUAGGAAUGGCUUCAGAGGGAAAUGGAGAGUAACCCUGGGAGUGGGCCCAAGGACCUGAUGCUAGGAUUGCCAUUGACUCACCUCGUUUCCUCUUGCCUUACUGAGUGCACAUAGAACUUUACUGUUCUCAAGAGUUUACCCAGAGAAGGUCCUUUUGAACAAAUAAUGCCAU
Messenger RNA from Sciurus carolinensis (gray squirrel), 2479 nucleotides. It is a transcript of the gene Znf572, whose product is annotated as zinc finger protein 572. The record is from RefSeq and is a predicted model, not a curated record. NCBI's taxonomy places the organism in Eukaryota, Metazoa, Chordata, Mammalia, Rodentia, Sciuridae. The coding region runs from base 495 to 2087 and encodes 530 amino acids. The transcript is spliced from 3 exons. Gene Ontology annotation, molecular function: DNA-binding transcription activator activity, RNA polymerase II-specific; RNA polymerase II cis-regulatory region sequence-specific DNA binding. Gene Ontology annotation, biological process: regulation of transcription by RNA polymerase II. Gene Ontology annotation, cellular component: nucleus.